Macadamia integrifolia is the source of this 862-nucleotide messenger RNA. Its product is annotated as phytochrome-interacting ankyrin-repeat protein 1-like. Lineage: Eukaryota; Viridiplantae; Streptophyta; Magnoliopsida; Proteales; Proteaceae. Gene Ontology annotation, molecular function: protein binding. The record is from RefSeq and is a predicted model, not a curated record.
AGCACCGAAAAUCCUUCCUCGCUGGUAUCUCUCACGGUCUCACCCAGUUCGGAAGAGAUUUCUGGAGUCUAGGGUUUUGUCUCUGUUUCUAAUCCAUGUUCCCGCCGAAUUUUCUUCAAGUUCUCUCUGAUAGCGCACCGAUUUGAGCGCUUUACUCGCCAUUUUUGUCUUCUUAUCUACUGUUUUCUGCGAUUGGUUUCUUCAAUUGGAAGCUAGAGUUUCAAUUAUGAUCAGCUUCUUGCCCAUUCGAUUCAGGUUCGUCGCUACUUCGAUCUCGAUUUCUCUAAAUCUUCGUGUUUUUGGCCCUGGUUUGAAUCCUUUUGCACCAUACGGCAUGGCCUCCGCUUCUCGCUAAUUGCUUCUGGAGGGGUGAAUUCCUUGGAAACAUGUAAAUCCGUCGAAUCUGAUCUCUGAUAUCUUUAUUCGAUCGUAAGUAAGAUUUAGUCGGAUUUAAAUAUCUCUUGGCAUCUUCAGAGUUGAUCUAAGAAAUUUAUUGAAACUUAAAAGGUCUCGUUAGGAGGAUUUGUUGUGCUUUUGUUGAACUUGAAACUGGAUUAAAAUAUGCCACAAGAACUAGAACAGGAAGGUUCGCUUCGGCGAAGUAGACGCUAUUUUAGGUCUUCUGUUGAGAGGGAUGAUCGAGGGUGGACUCUGCUUCACAUUGGUGCUCGGAAAGGAGAUCUCAAGGAGGUGAAGCGACUUCUGGAUGGAGGCAUGGAUGUUAAUGUGUCUGCAUGUGGCCCAAAAUCACAGGGUGUGACCCCUCUCCACCUUGCCGCUCACGGUGGCCACCUCAAAGUCAUGGACGAGUUGCUUGAGCGUGGAGCAAACAUUGAUGCAAGAACAAAGGGUGCUUGUGGUU